Kluyveromyces marxianus DMKU3-1042 is the source of this 1812-nucleotide messenger RNA. It is a transcript of the gene SAF1, whose product is annotated as SCF ubiquitin ligase complex subunit SAF1. Gene Ontology annotation, cellular component: cytoplasm. The record is from RefSeq and is a predicted model, not a curated record. Lineage: Eukaryota; Fungi; Ascomycota; Saccharomycetes; Saccharomycetales; Saccharomycetaceae. Gene Ontology annotation, molecular function: protein binding; guanyl-nucleotide exchange factor activity. The transcript has a single exon. The coding region runs from base 1 to 1812 and encodes 603 amino acids.
AUGGAGUUAAAAAACGAUCUGGUUAGUGGAAUUAGAGAAUGUUUACCCCCAGACAUCGUACAAUUGUUGCUACCAUAUUUGACUCCAAAAGAUAUUAAAAAUUUAUCUUUAACAAAUAGAUACUUCAAUGAGCUAUUAGAUUAUAGAACCUCAUCAAUACUAUGGCAUGAAUUAUUUAGAAAAUCUUUUGGUGAUCCAUAUACUAAUGAUGAGCCAUUUAUCUCUAAAGGUUCAAAUGAAUUUCACACAUGUGGAGAAACUAUUCUAUUGAAGACUCAUCCUGGUCAAACAUGGGACAAGCUAUAUAAUUUAAGGAAAUACCGUAGUUCGGUAUUUACCUGGGGCUGUGUGAAACACGGGAGACUUGGUUAUACCAUGAGUUCUAAUUCAAGGUUAUCACAAGAUGCCAUAAAUCAACUGGAUAGACGUCUAACAUUCGGAGUUUGUAAACCCACGGAGAUACCAUGGAUGCUUCACUCAAUUCCAAUAUCAGGACGAGCUAAUAGUUGGACUGGUGCUGAGGAAGAAGAAGAUGCAAGGGGCUCACUUCUUGAUGAUUAUGACAGAUCCAUUGUUCAGAUAUCUGGUGGAGGAUUCUCUUUCCAAAUUUUGACGCAAUCAGGAAAAUUAUACUCUACUGGCGCUACUUAUCAUGGGGGACACAAUGGCCCAGGACCCCUAGCUGGUGAGCGCGACUUCCAACCAAUUGAUGAAACGAUACGUGAAUUAGAAAGAAGCUUACCAUUGAUACAAGGUGGUCCAUUUAGAGUUUUAGGUUCCAUUGGUGAUCCAGUUAGAGUGAGGAACCCUGCACACACAACGAAUUUGACCGGAGCUUUUAAUCAGCACGAGGAUAUAUAUGAAAGUUUAAUGAGGUUAAAUGAAAUAAGUUCUAAGUGUCUACCAGGAAAUGAGCAAGUCAGACGAAUGUUUCCUAAGUUCAUAUUCAACGUAAGAGACCCGAAAGAUUUCCAGGAAUCUUUGAUUGAAAGCAUACGUUUUGUUGCUGUCAGUUCUGGAAGAUCUCAUUUUCUUGCAUUAGAUAGCCAAAACGAACUUUACUCAUGGGAUGGUAGAGAAGUCAACCAUGGAGUAAAACUACUAUUUGAAGGAUUACCUCCUAGGACUACAAAUCCCAUAUUGAAGAUCAGUUGCGGGUGGAACUGCAAUUGCGUUUUCAUAUAUGACAUUGGUUUAGUGGUCUGGAAAUCAAGGGACGCAACCAAGGGCAUAGAAGGAUCAGCCAAGGCACAUUACAAAGUUAUUCCGGGAACUGCCUCUGUUAAUGGUGACAGCAAAGUUGUGGACUUUGCAUGUGGAUCUGACAACGCUGUGUUUUAUAUUACUAACGAAGGAGAGAAACUAUGGCUCUAUUCUAAUGACAUUGAGAAAUAUGUCGAUCUUCCAAUCGAAGGAAGAAUGGUAAAAAUACAAGCAUCCAACACUACUCUGGCUAUCUUUACUAGUGAAACUUGCUAUACUGUAGAGAUCAAAGAUGGAGAAAUCAUACACUCUUCCCUCGCAAAAAUCGAGAUAGACGCGAACGUCAAAAUCAUUUCUUUAUCCUUCGGAGAUUAUCAUGUAAUAGCAUUAUCAGAUGAUGGUUCUGUGUACACAUGGGGAUUAGAAAGCGAGAUGUGUGGUUGUCUCGGACUCGGAAAUCCAGACUCCAUUGUCUCCAGUGGCAUCGGAAGUUUCGAAAGAUCUAGAAGUGUUAGGGUUAAAAAGCCAACGAAAGUUGAGAUAGAUGGUACAUGUGUUGCUGUAACCGCAGGUGGUUGGCAGUCUGGAGCAAUUGUUAUCAAAGACUAA